Molecule: messenger RNA, 1644 nt
Organism: Scheffersomyces amazonensis
Lineage: Eukaryota; Fungi; Ascomycota; Pichiomycetes; Serinales; Debaryomycetaceae
Gene: PEL1
Product: CDP-diacylglycerol--glycerol-3-phosphate 3-phosphatidyltransferase
Exons: 2
Coding region: 1-1644 (547 amino acids)
Biological process (GO): cardiolipin biosynthetic process
Cellular component (GO): mitochondrion
Molecular function (GO): CDP-diacylglycerol-glycerol-3-phosphate 3-phosphatidyltransferase activity
Source: RefSeq, a predicted model, not a curated record
AUGGUUAUUUCUUCAGUAUACAACUAUUUCUUUUCAAGAUCUACAAAUACAUCUCCUGUUCAUCAAGAUCAUCAUCAUAAUUUCUCUACAUAUAAUAGACCUACUGAUUAUAAUUCUUUUCAUCCUAAUUUAAAACCAGUUUUACAACAACUAGAUGCUAUAAGUCCAAGAUUUAUUGUUAAUGCUAAUGAUAUUACUAUAUUAAAUGAUCCAAAAGUAUUUUAUCAAACUUUAUGUAAAAAGAUUUCUCAAGCAAAAUCAAGAGUAUUCUUAACAAGUUUAUAUAUUGGAAAAACUCAAUAUGAAUUAAUUGAAAUUAUAGAUAAAGCAUUGACUGCUAAUGAAGAUUUAAAAAUAGAUAUCUUAACUGAUGCUUUAAGAGGUACAAGAGAAUCUCCUCAAGCUCCUUCUUCAGCUACUCUUUUACUUCCAUUAAUUGAAAAAUUUGGUAAUCAUAGAAUUAAUAUUAGAAUGUAUCAUACUCCUCAUUUAGCAGGUUUUGUUAAAUCAAUAACUCCAAAACGUAUUAAUGAAGGUUGGGGUUUACAACAUAUGAAACUUUAUGGUUUUGAUAAUGAAAUCAUUCUUAGUGGUGCCAAUUUAUCAAAUGAUUAUUUUAAUGAUAGACAAGACAGAUAUUAUAUAUUUAAUGAUAAAAAUUUAACUGAUUAUUAUUAUAAAAUUCAAGCUGCUAUUCAAUCAAUUAGUUAUCAAAUUUUACCAUCUUCAAAAUUACCAGCUGGUUUUAGAUUAUCUUGGCCAACAUCAAAUAAAUCUUGUGAACCUCAUCUUAAUUUACAUCGUUUCAUUCAAGAUUCAUCACAUUUAUUAGAUCCAUUAUUAAAAACUAAUGGACAAUCUCAAACUACUUCAUCAGAAAUUCCAUCAAAUUUCGAUACUGUUGUAUACCCUAUUAGUCAAUUUACACCAUUAUUUCCUGAUCAAAAUGAUAGAUCUACUGAAAAACCAGCCAUUCUUAGAUUAUUAUCAUAUCUUGAUUCAAGUUCAAAUAUAAAAUGGUGGUUCACCGCUGGUUAUUUCAAUAUGUUACCUCAGAUUCAAGAUAAAUUACUUAAUUCCAAGAAUUCUAAAGGUGUUGUAAUAACCGCAUCUCCAAAGGCUAACUCCUUUUAUAAAUCUUCAGGAAUUUCUUAUUAUUUACCCCAAGCUUAUCUUUUAUUUGCCAAAAGAUUCUUAGAACAAAUCCAGAAGUUGAAUAAACAAGACUUUGUCAGUGUAUUUGAAUGGGAAAAUGGAAUUGUUAAUACUCCAAAUGGUUGGUCAUAUCAUGCUAAAGGUAUUUGGAUUACUACUCCUAAUGAAGAUCAUCCUUCCAUGACAAUUAUUGGUUCUUCAAAUUAUACAAAGAGAGCAUAUUCAUUAGAUUUAGAAAGUAAUGCUAUCAUUGUAACUAGAAAUGCUGAAUUAAAAUCAAAAAUGAGACAUGAAAUUGAUCAUUUAAUGGAACAUGCUAAACCAUUAAAUUUAAGUGAUUUCCAUCCUAAACCUGUCAAUGAUAAACAAGAAGAACUUCCUGAAAAAGCAAAUAAAGAAUCAUCACCUCCAGUUUAUGAAAUUGAUGAAGAUAAGAAGAUUGGAUAUGGAGUCCAUUUAGCAGUAAAACUUUUAGGUGGAAAAUUAUAA